CGCAAUCUUAUCGCGCUCCUGAUAGCAAGCACAUUAUUGCGCGCCCGUCGUCUGAGGCUCUUCUAGCCCCAAUACUCCACAAAGAUGGUCGUGACCAGUGCGGAUCAGCUGACAGAAGAACAGAUCGCCGAGUUCAAGGAGGCGUUCUCACUGUUCGACAAAGAUGGCGACGGCACCAUCACGACGAAAGAACUCGGCACCGUCAUGAGGUCGCUAGGACAGAACCCCACAGAAGCAGAGCUUCAAGACAUGAUCAACGAGGUUGACGCAGACGGCAACGGCACGAUAGACUUCCCCGAGUUCCUCACGAUGAUGGCGCGCAAGAUGAAGGACACCGACAGCGAGGAGGAGAUCCGCGAGGCCUUCCGCGUGUUCGACAAGGACGGCAACGGGUUCAUAUCGGCCGCCGAGUUGCGCCACGUCAUGACCAACCUCGGCGAGAAGCUCACCGACGAGGAGGUCGACGAGAUGAUCCGCGAGGCAGACAUCGACGGCGACGGACAAGUCAAUUACGAGGAAUUCGUCACCAUGAUGACGUCGAAGUGAGCCGCCGGCUAGUGUGUGUGUAAAAAGCAGAGAAUUUAAAUAUACAUUUUGUUUCAUGACACACAAUAUUACCAUCGUAUUGGACCUGCAUUUCUCUAGUGUUUGCGAUAUUCUGUCAUCGUUCGGUUGGGGGGGCGGCGCGGCUCGGACCGCGACCUCCGCCUCUCAUUUUUAUUUAGAUUUUAAAGUAUUCCGUUAAUUUUACUAUGUAAGAAAAAUUUUAACUGUAGCGGUACAAAGGGAACGAAUAGGUGUGCGUCGCAAAGUGAUGUUCUGUCGCCGCGAGCGUGUGUGUGUGUGUGUGGGCGCCCCUUGCAUGCGGCACGGCCCGCACCUUUCCGAUACAUUUUAAUGUAAAUUUUUUUCAAGUAUGAGAUAUUUAUAAAGUACGUGAAGAUUAAAAAUUUAAAAAAUCCCAAAAAAAAAAUACUGUCCCGUAAGUGAUGCGGCGGUUCGCCGCCGGCUGUACAUUAAUGGUCAUAAUAAAUGUUUAAAUCGAACUAACUCAGUAAACGAAUAAAUUAGAUUUAUCGGUA
Ostrinia nubilalis (European corn borer) is the source of this 1082-nucleotide messenger RNA. RefSeq names its product calmodulin. The transcript is spliced from 4 exons. The coding region runs from base 85 to 546 and encodes 153 amino acids. Gene Ontology annotation, molecular function: enzyme regulator activity; calcium ion binding. The record is from RefSeq and is a predicted model, not a curated record. NCBI's taxonomy places the organism in Eukaryota, Metazoa, Arthropoda, Insecta, Lepidoptera, Crambidae.